Molecule: messenger RNA, 486 nt
Organism: Moneuplotes crassus
Lineage: Eukaryota; Ciliophora; Spirotrichea; Euplotida; Euplotidae
Source: the annotation of a GenBank genome assembly
UCCAUUUUAAAUUGCAAUACACCUCUUCCUCGUCACUAUCUUCAUACCUCAAUAUAUUCUUUCACCCUGUAUAAAACCCUCUUUUCACAAUUCUCUCUGACUGAAAAUCCACUAUCUCUUGCCUCAUCUUCUCUCCACUCACAAAUCUCACCACUAGGCUAACCUUACUACAUGUAGAAUGGAUAUUCCCGAUGGCAUUUCUUUCUCACCAGAUUCCGUGCUGGUCCUUGAAGUCUAACUGUAGUUCUGUGCUGUUAUUGUGUAUUUUCUUGCCAGAAAGCUUGGAGUUGUCGAUAUCUCUUAGUUUGAAGUGGGUAUCUUCUCUAUUUUUCUUAGCCUUCCAUUAGUCAGUGUUGAUAUCAAGGUUUAUAAUUGCUUGAUCGAUCAACUUGCAUCUCUUAAAAUUUGAUUUAGUACAGUUAAUUUUACAAAAAGUUAAGUUUUAUUCUAAAUUGAAAAUCAGUAUCUCUUUAGAAAUACUCAAUC